AUGGACUCUGACGUGCUAACGACAGACCAUCCUUCAGACCAAGAUAUUUUGGAAAGUGUUCCAAAAAUUACACCACCCUUACAAGAGGAAGAAAAGGUUAAGGAAACUCUUCCUUCGCGGGAUGCCACCGCAGCCCCUCACAGAAGAGGAAGACCACGCAAGACACACGAUGAGAAGGUUAAGGAAACUCUUCCUACGCGGGACGCCACCGCAGCCCCUCACAGAAGAGAAAGACCACCCAAGACAAGCGAUGAGGCUAAGGAAACUCCUUCGCGGGAUGCCGCCGCAGCCCCUCGCAGAAGAGGAAGACCGCGCAAAACACGCGAUGAGAAGGUUAAGGAAACUCUUCCUACGCGGGAUGCCACCGCAGCCCCUCACAGAAGAGAAAGACCACGCAAGACACACGAUGAGAAGGUUAAGGAAACUCUUCCUACGCGGGACGCCACCGCAGCCCCUCACAGAACAGAAAGACCACCAAGACAAACGAUGAGAAGGUUAAGGAAACUCUUCCUACGCGGGAUGCCACCGCAGCCCCUCACAGAAGAGAAAGACCACGCAAGACACACGAUGAGAAGGUUAAGGAAACUCUUCCUACGCGGGACGCCACCGCAGCCCCUCACAGAAGAGAAAGACCACCCAAGACAAGCGAUGAGGUGA
This is a messenger RNA of Acanthoscelides obtectus, 657 nucleotides long. The record is from the annotation of a GenBank genome assembly. NCBI's taxonomy places the organism in Eukaryota, Metazoa, Arthropoda, Insecta, Coleoptera, Chrysomelidae.